AUGGAGGGUGCCGAGCCCCGCGCGCGGCCCGAGCGCCUGGCCGAGGCCGAGGCGCGGGCGCCCGACGGCGGGCGCUUGGUGGAGGUGCAGCUGAGCGGCGGCGCCCCGUGGGGCUUCACCCUAAAGGGCGGCCGCGAGCACGGCGAGCCGCUGGUCAUCACCAAGAUUGAAGAAGGAAGUAAAGCUGCGGCAGUGGACAAGUUACUGGCUGGGGACGAGAUCGUCGGCAUCAACGACAUCGGUCUCUCAGGGUUUAGACAGGAAGCGAUUUGCCUGGUGAAGGGGUCUCAUAAAACCCUGAAGCUGGUAGUGAAAAGGAAGAAUGAGGUGACCUGGAGGCCCCACUCCUGGCAUGCCACCAAGUUCUCCGAUAGCCACCCCGAGACGUCAGCAUCGCCGUUCGCCUCCGCCAGUGCCUGCCCUUCUUGGCACAGCCGACACCACGCCAGUUCUUCGUCUCAUGACCUGUCGGGCACGUGGGAGCCCUCGAAUCUGCAGCGCACGUCUGGCCAUUUCAGCUCGCUCGGGAGCGUCGACAGCCUGGACCAGCCUUCCCAGCCCUGCCCCUCCGGACGCCUGUCUGCCGCCAAGUCCAACAGCAGCAUCGACCACCUGGGCGGCCAGAGCAAGCGGGACUCGGCUUACGGCUCAUUCUCCACCAGCUCCAGCACGCCUGACCACACGUUGCCCAAGGCCGAUGCCUCCUCUGCAGAGAACAUCCUCUACAAAGUGGGCCUGUGGGAGGCCUCCAAGCCGGACAGCAGCCGGCAGGGCCAGGCCGCCAGCGAUCCUCAGGGCCUCGAGGAGAGGCUCGGGUCUUCCCCGGCCCGGGUGCCCCGUGACGGUAGCAAAAGCCCCAGGCCAGAGGACAGUGCUGAGGUGAAGCUGGCCACCUCCGGGAGGUCAAAUUUUGGGCCCGUCUGGUAUGUCCCUGAUAAGAGAAAAGCACCUUCGUCCCCUCCUCCGCCCCCGCCCCCCCUCCGCAGUGACAGCUUCGCGGCCACCAAGAGCCACGAGAAGGCCCAGGGCCCUCCAUUCUCAGAGGCGGCCAACGUGCAGCACUUUCCAGGCCUGAGCCGCGCCCAGCCCCGCGGUGACUGGAGAGCAGAAGCCGCCGAUCAGCCAUGGAGGCUGGUGCGUCCCAGCGGCGGGAGAAGAGCCGGGAGCUCAGGUUGCACACCGGACGUCCCCCUGGAUGGCGGGGUGCUGCCCUCUGACCACAGGGCAGGCGGCCUCCCAGGGGCUCCCGGCCGGCUGCAGGCCUCUCUGUCCGGCACGGAUGUGCGUUUCCCACAGUCUUCCUUCGGCUGCCAGCACGCACGCCGGGACAGUGCCGAGAGCCCCUUCUGUCACGGGGGCCCCACGGCCGCCACGUCACUGAGGGAGCAGCCCCGCGUGGCCGUCCCGGGGGGCCGCCAGGAGCCAUCUGCUGACCGUUUCCAGGAGCACAGCCCCGCUCAGGUCGGGCGGCCCGGCGCCACCAACCAGAAGGGGGACAGCGGUGGGCAGGGCCGCUACGACUGUGUGGUCAGCAGACAGUGCCCUCAGGACGGCACCCAGGCGGCGCAACUCCACCAGCAGGCCUGGCAUCCUGACGUGGCUCCGGGUGCCCACGAAUCCCCUACCCCACAGCCGCUGGGCCAGGAACCCCGGAGUUCCCUGCCGCAGCGCGAGCAGGCCCCGGGCCCCCACGACAGAGCCCGGGCCGACCCGGCGGACCGAGGAGCAGAGAGCCGCCCCGCAGGCAGUGAGGCAGCACCACGAGCCAGCCACGUGGAGAAAAGCGGUCUGAAGAAAACCGCGGAUGGCUUCGUGUGGGCCGACGGAGAGAGCAGCAAGAUCUCUCCUCACAAGACACCUAUGUUGCACUCACUGACCCAGGAGGGGCCGCGCCGGCCCGAGAACGGCCCAGAUGCGGGUACAGAGAGGCCGCCACCGUUUGACGCCCAGGUGGGCAAAGUGACACGGAGGAGCGACCGGUUUGCCACCACCCUGAGGAACGAGAUCCAGAUGCGACGAGCCAAGCUGCAGAAAAGCAAAAGCACGGUGACGCUGACUGGGGCGGGGGAAGCCGAGGAAGAGGCCGGCGGCGGCUGGAGGGUGGAGCGCAGAGGUGCCACCAGCCCCAGCCCAGAAGGGUCCUUCACGGGCACCUACAGAGACCACGUGAAGGAGGCCCAGGCCCGGGUCCUGCGGGCCACGUCGUUUAAGCGCCGUGACUUGGACCCCAGCCCAGCUGAGCAUUAUGCAGGGCCACCAGAGCAGCGGGCUGAGGACCACAGCGCAGAUCUGGACCCCGUCGCCCGCGUCUGGGAGGGCGGCCUGGCCAAGGCGCCCCCGUCUGGAGCGGCCGUGCCGCACGUUCCCCGCAUUGGAGGCCGGAAACGGUUCACGCUGGAGCAGAAACUGAAAUCCUACUCUGAACCGGAGAAAAUGAACGAGGUGGGGCUCUCGGGGGAUGAUCGCCCUCACCAGCGCCCUGGGACGUCCAAGGAGACUGUGGGCACGUUCGCCGACAGGUGGAAGUUCUUUGAGGAAACAAGCAAACCCAUUCACCAGAGACCUGGCCAGAGGCAAGCACUCUGCGCGUUCCCUAAGGAGAAGCUGGAGAGGCCGCCGGCAGCGGGCCGUGGGUACGAGAGUGCGCAGCCUUGGUUCCAGAAGAGGGCCCGCACUACCUCCUUUGGAGAAAACCCCAGUGGGCGCAGAAGAGCGGGGAAGGUAGGAAAACUGGAACCGCCUGAGAGACUUGGGACCUUUGCUGAAUAUCAAGCCUCUUGGCGGGAACAGAGGACAGCUCUCGAAGCCAGGGGUUCCGGGAGGUAUCACUCAGCCGACGACAUCUUGGACGCGGGUCUGGAGCAGCACGAGAGGCUGCGGUACAUUCAUGGAAGGUCCCGGUCGUCGCCAUCCACAGACCUCCACACACAGGAAGCUGCCAUCGAACCCCAGCAGCAAGUGGGGGACCCUGGCGAGCACAGAGAACUUUCCUCUGCGGUCUGGGCCGAGGAGGGACAUCCCCGUCCGAGACAAGCAGAUGCCCAGGGUCCAGAAGCCUGUACGACAGCACAGCAGGACUCUCAGAAGCCGUCCCAGCUCUCUAAGCCACCUCCCACCUGGGAAGCUCCAGAGGUGCCCCAGGAGGCCCGCAGCCGAGCGGGGACCCUACCUCGAGAUUACAGAUACCCAGAGGAAACGCUCGGCCCAGGACCACACGUGCCGAGCGUCCCCGAGGCCCUGCACACUUGGGGGCAGGACCCGAGGCCCGUGAACACUGCACCGCUCCCCAAGAAGCCAGCCCCACAGAGGCCACCGCCGCCCAAACGUGAACCCAGGCAACUCAAGGGCCUGGCUGGUGGCACACCUGGGGCCGCUCACCUAGGUGCCCCCAGCAGGCCCUUUCCCCCCCGGUCCCCGGAGGCCCUGGAGGCGUGCGUGGACCGCCUGUCCCUGUCCCACAGCCCCUGUGCCUUGGUGGAGAAGCUGAGCAGUGCGCAGCCCGAAGACGGUGUGAGGGCCUCUGGCGAGCACGGCAGGCGGCAUGUAGAUGAGCACACAGCCUGCCCUAAGCGUGAGGCCCUGCUCCCUUCCAAGUUCCGGCCCCUGCAGACGUCCGCCAUGGAGACCUCUCGCUCCCCUUCUCCUCAGUUCGCUCCCCAGAAGCUGACAGACAAACCUCCCCUGCUGAUCCAGGAGGAGAAUUCUGCAAGAAUUGAGCGGGUGAUGGACAACAAUACCACGGUGAAGAUGGUGCCCAUCAAGAUUGUGCACUCGGAGAGCCAGCCUGAGAAGGAGAGCCGCCAGGGCCUGACCCGCACUGCCGAGCUGCCUGCACUACCCAGCGGGCUGGAGAAAGACCAGAUCAAGACACUCAGCACGUCCGAGCAGUCCUACUCGCGCUUCUGCCUGUACAGCCGCCAGGGUGCUGAGCCCGAGCCCCAGCGCCCCAGCGCCCCAGCGCCCGGCACCAAGGACAGCGGGGCCUCUCCCUCCGGCCUCAGCUACGUGAAGGCCAAGGAGAGGACAGCCGAAGACCUGAAAUCGGAAGAGCUGGCCCGGGAGAUUGUGGGGAAGGACAGGUCCCUGGCCGAUAUCCUGGACCCCAGUGUGAAGAUCAGAACCACCAUGGACCUCAUGGAGGGCAUCUUCCCCAAAGACGAGCACCUGCUGGAAGAAGCUCAGCAGCGCCGGAAGCUGCUCCCCAAAGUCCCGUCUCCGAGAAGCAUGGAGGAGAAGAGAGAGGAGCCGGCCGUGCCGGUGGCCGCGUCCCUCGCUACCAACUCGACCUACUACAGCACGUCGGCCCCCAAGGCAGAGCUGCUGAUUAAGAUGAAGGACCUACAGCAGCAGCAGGACCCAGAGGACGACUCGGGGAGUGACUUGGACCACGACCUGUCGGUGAAGAAGCAGGAGCUCAUCGAGAGCAUCAGUCGCAAGCUGCAGGUGCUUCGGGAGGCCCGAGAGAGCCUGCUGGAGGACAUCCAGGCCAACAGUGCACUUGGGGACGAGGUGGAGGCCAUUGCCAAAGAUGUCUGCAAACCCAACGAGUUUGACAAGUUCCGAAUGUUCAUUGGGGACCUGGACAAAGUGGUGAACCUUCUGCUGUCGCUGUCCGGCCGCCUGGCCCGCGUGGAAAAUGCCCUCAAUAAUUUGGAUGACAGUACUUCUCCUGGUGACCGGCAGUCGCUGCUCGAGAAGCAGCGGGUGCUCAUCCAACAGCACGAGGACGCCAAGGAACUGAAGGAGAACCUGGACCGCCGGGAGCGCAUCGUGUUCGACAUCCUGGCCAGCUACCUCAGCGAGGAGAGCCUGGCAGACUACGAGCAUUUUGUGAAGAUGAAGUCCGCCCUCAUCAUCGAGCAGCGGGAACUGGAAGAUAAGAUACACCUGGGCGAAGAGCAGCUCAAGUGCUUGUUCGACAGCCUUCAGCCCGAAAGAGGCAAAUAAGAGGGGCCUUCCCUGGUGGGGGACAGAGACUGGCCCUGGGAGCUCCGUUCCUGAGGAUGCAAGUAGAAACCCCAGCCUGUAUUUAUAAUCUCCUGUAGCGCAAAUCCUCCGGUAGCAAAAUGGCUGUUAGGAAAGCAAUAACUUCCGUGUGUGUUUGCGAUGGUUUAUUUAAUUUUUUAGUUUCCCUUUUGAAUGCGGAGCAGAAUGUCGCACCGUUAGCCGCUUUUCCUUUGCAAGUUAGCGCACAUGGCAGCGGGCUCCGGUGGACAGCGACUUGGUGCAGUCUAGACUGUGGGCUCUGGUCGCAUGGUGCAUGCAAGGGGUCGUUUUCACGGGUAGGUCCGCCCUUCCUCCCAUCUUCACAUCCUGAAGCAACCGCUCGGGAAGGAAGCUGAGCGAGUCUGUAAGGUGCAUGAGAGGGGAAACCCUGGCGCACGUCUUGUCCUGUGAUUCAUCCAAAGCAUGGGCUGCCACGUGUGCUCCCUGUUCGUCCGGUGGUGUGGACCACUCGUUGUCCCUCCUUCGUUGUCCCCCAGCAAAAACCACGAUGAUCUGUGAUGCUCAUGUAUUAACAUUUUGGAAAGGUAAAUCGUUUCCGACUGGUGAAAAACCAGCUGUGAAACGAAUAACCUACGUGUUGGGUUCACUCAUUCUGAAAUCGCCGCUUACAGAAAUAGUGUGCAUGCUUUAAAACACACGUACAAAACAAAUAGCUUUAGUACUGGCAUCAUGGUUCAAGAGAUGUUUCUCUGCAAAGUGAAAUUAACUCGGUUCAAGGUGUGUCCAGUAGUGUGAUGUGCUUGCUAGACAUCUGUUUCCUGAGACCAGUAGCAGAUUUCCGAAAUUACUUUUUCCCCAGAACACUUAUUUAGUGUGCAUAGGGUUUUUAAUGAUAAUUGGCUAUUGUCUCUUUAAAUCUGCUACCAGGCCAUAAGGGUUACAUUCCAUUUACUUGUAAGAACCUUUCCUCUGGUUUUUCAGAGGUCCUAUGGACUCUACAACCCCUAAACCUGAUCUUCUUCAGCCACAGAAUUUAUAGAUUCUGUGCCCUUUUUACUGGUUGAAAUGGCAAGAUUCUAAUGAAAGUCUGUUCGCUAAGAAAACACUGUCAUGCUGUCCAUUUCCAGUGGACAAGUCACAGAACUGGGAGAAGAGAUUUGCCAAUCACGUAUGUGACAAAGGAUCUAUAUCUAGAACAUAUAAAGAACUUUCAGAACUGCACAGUAAGAGAACAGACAGCCCAGUUAGAACGUGGGCAAGAGACUUAACUUGGCGCUUCACCAAAGAGGAUAUAUGUACGCAUGGCAAAUCGGCACGUGGAAAGAUGUUCAACCACCGAUGGCUUGGUUAUAACAUAUGUUUUAUCUACGUCAUUGCAGACCCGGUGUGCUGCUUACAAAUGCUCAUCUGAUUCGGUGCCUGGUAAAUGGCAGGAGAACCCCUUGGAUAACUUCAUGUUGAGGUGAUACCUGCGUAUUUGUUUGAUCGAGGGAUCUUUGAGUUUUCCUCGUAUUGCCAUAAAAGUUUUCCAACAGGUGGGGAGACGUCCCUUUGCCAGCAGUGACCGUGGCCUUACCAAAACACAUGUGCACACCAAUGUCUUAACUGACCGGUGUCUAUACUUCCUGAGCCAGAGAGGGUGAGCUGGACUCCUGAGCCACAGCAUGGAUGUCUGUGCCCCCCAUAGAGGGGUCCAAACUGGCAGGCUCCAGUAAUGCAGGCAAUAAACACUCUUUUUGGCAAACCCGCCCAUGCCAAAAAGAUAAAUGCCUUUUCACAAGUUGUCAUUCCUAUUGAAUUAAGCUAUUUCUGACUUGAAAAAUCCCCAUUCUGCGAAUGAAGUGUCCUCCUUCCCUCCCGGUGUAGCCCCUUACUGUGAAAACUGGUCACUUCAGAAAAGGUGAAGCUGGCUGUCCACGGACCUCCAUCAUUCUCCCCCAGGGGGACAACCACAGGAAUUUGAGUGUACUUUGCUUUUAAUUUGGACAAGGCUUUUAUCUGCGAUUCUCUCCCCUCAAAUACAGUGUUGUGAAUCAUUUUGAUGAUAAAUAUGUAAAAUGUGAAUGGUAGAAUUUAUGUGUCUGUAUCUAGCCUUUUGAGGUCUUUGGAGGACAUUCUCUUAUACAUAGCAAUGUAGAGUGCUCUACUACCCUUACAGCAAAGCACAUGUCACCGUUACUGUCCUGUGCCCUUCCCCUGUUUGCCUCUUAAACAUCUGGUUAGCGGGGACCCAGAGACUGCAGUGAGUCGGUGUACAUACCUUUGUCUAUAGAUAUAUUAUUGCAUAUACAACAACAAUCUGGUGCUAAUGUUCUGCCCUUGGCAUUCUUAGGUGGUGGCUGAUUCCUCCCCCCUCUGUCAUAGCUCAGCUCUGGAAUGCUCUCUAUCACGAGAUUUCAGUCAGGGGCAUUGCCUGUGGCUUUUAUCCUGCCUUCCACUGUGGAAAAUGUGUACAUAUUUCAUGCUCAGCGCUUACCACUUACCUCUCAACACAUCGUCCUGCUUGACUUUAGAAAAUAAAUAGUGUCUUUGA
Messenger RNA from Callorhinus ursinus (northern fur seal), 7480 nucleotides. RefSeq names its product shroom family member 2 (gene SHROOM2). Gene Ontology annotation, biological process: actin filament organization. Gene Ontology annotation, cellular component: cortical actin cytoskeleton; adherens junction; apical junction complex. Gene Ontology annotation, molecular function: actin filament binding. Lineage: Eukaryota; Metazoa; Chordata; Mammalia; Carnivora; Otariidae. The record is from RefSeq and is a predicted model, not a curated record.